Messenger RNA from Pleuronectes platessa (European plaice), 1478 nucleotides. RefSeq names its product adenosine deaminase-like (gene mapda). The coding region runs from base 13 to 1152 and encodes 379 amino acids. The record is from RefSeq and is a predicted model, not a curated record. Gene Ontology annotation, biological process: adenosine catabolic process; inosine biosynthetic process. The transcript has 10 exons. Gene Ontology annotation, molecular function: adenosine deaminase activity. Lineage: Eukaryota; Metazoa; Chordata; Actinopteri; Pleuronectiformes; Pleuronectidae.
UGUAACAUAGAAAUGUCCACUGAAAACAAAGGCUGUUUGUCAGCGUUAUGUGACAGAAGCAGCUCACACGCACACACACGCGCACCGUCCCUGCUGUUCUUUGUGAUGGAAACUGAGGCUGAUGUCUUCUACCGGCAGCUUCCUAAAGUGGAGCUUCACGCUCAUCUCAACGGGUCCGUGAGCUCUCACACCAUCGAGAAGCUCAUCAAGACCAAACCUCAUCUGAAUAUUGAGCACAACAUGACCGCCAUCGGCAAAGGACAGAGUAGGACUCUGGACGAGUGUUUUCAGUACUUCAAGGUCAUCCAUCAGCUGGUGGACACAGAGGAGGACAUCCUCAUGGUGGCCACAGAUGUGAUCAGGGAGUUUGCAGCUGAUUCUGUGAAAUACCUGGAGCUCAGAAGUACACCGCGAGAGGAGAAAAACACAGGAUUGACAAAAAAGGGAUAUAUUGAAACUGUCCUCAGAGCCAUCCAGCUGUGUAAAAAUGAGGGACUGGACAUUGAUGUCAGGUUCCUUGUGGCGAUUGAUCGCAGGAAUGGGCCACAGGUUGCCAUGGAGACAGUGGAGCUGGCUGAGGAGUUCAUGCUUUCUUCUGAUGGUGUGGUUGUGGGAAUCGACCUGAGCGGUGAUCCAACGGUAGGCGAUGGAAAAACAUUCCUUCCAGCUCUAGAGAGGGCCAAGAACUGUGGACUGAAAUUGUCCCUGCACCUCUCAGAAGUGGCGGCCCAGCUGGAGGAGUCAGAUUUGCUGUUGAAUCUUCCUCCGGACAGGAUCGGCCACGGGACCUUCUUGCAUCCUGAAGUGGGAGGAUCUCAAAGCCUGGUGGACAAAGUGCUUAAGAACAACAUUCCACUGGAGCUGUGCCUGACUUCAAAUAUUAAAGGACAAACUGUGCCAUGUUAUUCCAAACAUCACUUUAAAUACUGGUACCAGAUGGGGCAUCCAAGUGUGAUUUGUACUGAUGACAAGGGGGUGUUCUAUACAGACUUGUCUCAGGAGUAUCAGUUGGCAGCUUCCACGUUCGGCCUGAGCCGAGAAGCCGUGUGGAAGCUCUCCCAGCAGGCCAUCGAUUGCAUCUUCGCACCAGAGACGGUGAAACAGCAGCUCAAACAGAAGUGGACUAUUUUAAAGCCACAAGUGCUCCAGUGACCUGCUCAGUGGAGCCGAAGACUUCAUCUAUAUACCUCAGGUUUCCGUUUGAAAGAAACAAACAUUUUCAUUAACUUUUUACAAUAUUUUGUAGAAAUCAUGACAUAAGAAAUGACUUAUAAAACUACAGUUAACAAAUGUUUAAAAUAGGUGAAAGAAAACAAUACUUAUUUAGUACAAGUGUGAAGUGUGUUCAUUUGUCUUUUCUGUUGUUGAACGCAAAACAAAAUAUGAAAGCAACAGACUUGUGAUGACAUAAUGUGAAUGGUUGAGCCGAGGUCAAAGAAAGUCCCGGAUAAAAAAAAUAAAAUAAUGAAUAUCCAGUC